Molecule: messenger RNA, 479 nt
Organism: Eremomyces bilateralis CBS 781.70
Lineage: Eukaryota; Fungi; Ascomycota; Dothideomycetes; Eremomycetales; Eremomycetaceae
Exons: 2
Coding region: 1-471 (156 amino acids)
Source: RefSeq, a predicted model, not a curated record
AUGAAGCUUAGCAUCGAUUUGUGCUCACCUCCCUUACCUUGUUGUUUGUUGGUCCUGGCUGCUAUUACACAGAUGUCGAAUAUGCAUAAAUUCCCGUCGUCUCGGAUGCGAGGUUCCAAUGCCGGCCUACCCCCUGUUGGACUGGUGAAGUUCAUUAAUGUUAUUGGUAGUGGAAAGGAACAGAACAGACCUGAUGACGAUGUGCGACAAGCAAAAUCACGUGCAGCAGCACUAAACCAGCCACCUCCAGCCACCUCCUCCUUCCCCGGGCUCUGCUGUCCCGCGCUCUCUCACUGUACUGUUGCCAGGAAUCCGGAACACCCAAGAGACCAACGAGCCAACGGGCAAACAAACGUCACCGUCACCUUCUACGUCAACCGCCCAACCUCUGCGGAGCGAUCGUAUAUCGAUCACUUUCAAUCGUCUUAUUUCUUGUUCUCUUCACUCUCCCUCCUCAGCAGGAAGAAGUAAUUCCACUC